CAAGAAUCAGACGAUAAUAAUUUUAGAGCAUUUGAGAAAUGGGAAGUAUAUUUUUUAGUUGUAGUCUGCGUAUUUUUAUAUACUCGUAUUUAUCUCCGUGUGUAGAGUAUUACAGAGAUAGGUCGAACAACGUGCACACUGUGCACGGUAUACAGCAAGAAAGUAGCGCCUCUGCGUAAGGAACAUAUAUAAUCAUAUAUUACUAAACAUACAGUGCACAACAUACUAACAAGUACUAUGUCAGACCGUAUCGAUGAGGAGACUGUCAAGUCUGCCUCGAAGAUGUUCGAAGACAUGUCCCUGUGUGAGUUAGGUCCCGAGAAUAACGCUGAGCCUAGCAACAAAGCUGCUGUGAGAAACAUCGAUGAUAUGUCUAUAGGCGAAAUUGUACGGGAUCUAGAGGCACGCGCGCCUGAAGGGUCAGGGGUGGAGAAUCGCACGGAUAGCAGUCAAUUAAACCAACAAGAGAAUGGUACGAAUAUGUUCCAAACUUCGAAAUCAAGCCAGGAUGACCUUAAGUUCCUGAUGAGUAUGAUAGGAGCAUUGCAUGAUGAUGCGCAGACAGACGGGGGUCAGUUGGGUUCUCGACUUCCUCAGGAGCAAAACACUCUACCGCGGAAUACACAAAUAUCUGUUCAAAAUUCUCAAACGGAGCAAUAUUUUCCUGGUCUAGAGAAUAUGUCGCAGCUAAGCGAUAUUUCUGAAGUGAGUAGUGCCUCGGGUUUCGUUUCUGUUUCACACAGAGACUCUGCGUCUAUUCCCGUAUUGCCUACAACAAGCACAUUGAGAACUUCGGCUGUGGGAGAGUGUGCUAUGUCUGGACCCGAGGUCGAAAAAUUGUUUGACGCUAUUGAGAAUAACUUUUAUGAAUACAUUGAACAUCAGCUGAGUUCAAAUAUGGUCAGUGCGAAUGCAACCAAUGUACAAGGCUCGCGCCCAUUGAUUAUCGCAGCGAAGAUCCCUAUACUAAGAAUUAUGAGGCUUUUGAUUAACUAUGGAGCGGAUGUCAAUCAAACCGACAAUAAUGGAUGGACCGCUAUGCACUGGGCCGCUCGUAGGAGCAACCGGGAAGCUGUUAAGCUGUUGCUGGACGUUGGUGGGAAUAUGGACCUAAUAACGAGGGAGGGUAAAUCGGUGAAAGAUGUUGCACUUGAGGCUGUGAGUUCGAAUAGAGGUGACGUUUUGAUCUCGGAAUCAGGGAUGCUAAAUGUAAAUGGCCUCAGCGGCAGCACAAAUUAUUCUGGUGGCAAUCAGGCUAAAUCGCACAGGUUACCAAGUAUACCUUCAUUCAAGCUCGAUUGCAACUCCAAGAUCUUCACCGAUCCAAACUAUCAGCCUGACGACUUACAGUCAGGCACACGCCAGAGCUUAGGCUCCCACCAAUCACUAGGACAUGAGUAUCAGGGGAACUUCGACACACGGGAUAACUUUGUGAAUUCACCUGGGAGCACCCGUGCUUCCCUGUCGGGACUGGGAGAUGGCUCGGCAACCCCCGUAGACGAGUUGAAUAACUUUUUAUUCGCUCAACAACAAGCUGGUGGCGGGUUUUCACCAAACACUGCGAACAGCCACACUCUGACUCAGGCAAACUCUAUGCCUAUGGGUAGCAAUUUCAAUGGAUCUGGCGGGAGCUUGAAUGCUAUGCUUGGCCAAACGGGCGGCAUAGCGUCUCCGAAUCAAUAUCAUGGCUCACAACCGGGCCUUGACGAACUUUCCUUUAAUGACUUUCAAGCGAACUCACAGAGGCGCAUGACCGCACCUCAAGCGAACAACAAUUACACGAAUAUGGGCGGGGACGUAUUUCAGCCGCCAUCAUUUCCCUCAAUGCGUCGAACCACUUUAGACAGCUCAAUGACCGUGCCGCAACAGCAUAGGCAACAGGUGUACACUCUCAAUUCAUAUCCCUCCAUAAACUCUGCCGGGCAUUCCCCUAGUGUCAGUCCACACACGUCACCGCACACUCAAAGAUCGCCGAAGAUGACCAAUCGCACAUCUUUGUCUGGGGCACAUGCCACUCUAGGUAUCCCAUACCCGGUGUCACCAGGAAAUCAACGCAACACUUCAUCACAGAGCUAUGGACAGAAUGCAUUAUAUACGCAUGGUUCCAGUGCUUCUCCGGCAUUCUCGUCCGGUGCACAGGGAUCGAAUAUGUACAACUCGAACAACAACGUGGGGUCGGGGGUAUUGUUCUCGCACAAUCAAGCACACGGGCACAUGUACGGUAAUGUCGGCUGGAACCCCGUACAAUCAGCAAUGAACUCGGGCGGGGCGGGAGGUCACAUGCCACCGAGUACGCCGGAUCGAUUAUGCAUAGAGUGCGGCACUUCGAAAACACCUCAGUGGCGAAGGAGUGAAGACGGGUCGGUUUCACUGUGCAAUGCAUGUGGAUUGAAACUAAAACAUAAACUCAAGAAGCAGCAGAAGCUGAAGGAGAGUAACGCAGCUAAAGAAAAUGAAGGCAAAGAGAAAGCACAAGACAACAACACCUCCAAAAAGAAUACUUGA
Sphaeroforma arctica JP610 is the source of this 2505-nucleotide messenger RNA. RefSeq lists its product as hypothetical. The record is from RefSeq and is a predicted model, not a curated record. The transcript has 9 exons. NCBI's taxonomy places the organism in Eukaryota, Ichthyosporea, Ichthyophonida. Bases 238 to 2505 code for a protein of 755 amino acids. Gene Ontology annotation, molecular function: sequence-specific DNA binding; zinc ion binding; protein binding. Gene Ontology annotation, biological process: regulation of DNA-templated transcription.